This is a messenger RNA of Owenia fusiformis, 1235 nucleotides long. Lineage: Eukaryota; Metazoa; Annelida; Polychaeta; Sabellida; Oweniidae. The record is from the annotation of a GenBank genome assembly.
CUAUAUUUGUACGUUCCGAGACGGAGAAAAUAGAGCACUCAAUUCACUAAGAAUGUAGACCAAAACUUCCGAUACAAUUACGCAUGGGAGCAUCAAGGAUUCCCGGCGAGUCUACGGGAAUAUUCGCAAACUCUUGGAUAAAGCCGGGCACCGAGAUGGGCCCAUUCCUCGGCGAGAUCAUCUACCCGUCCCAGACAAAUGCCCUACCGUGUAGCCGCAAUACAUGGGAAGUGUUCAACGACAGUGGCGGAGUGGAACAUUGGGUACAGGCGAGUGAUGAGGCCAUUACCACUGCAGAAACGAUCACAGUCAAUGAUGAAGAGUCUCUUAAUGAUCAAGAACCGUUGGAUGAUCGCAGUCGCAGAGAUGGGGGUACACAAUCUUGGUUAUCUUACAUUAACUGUGCCAGACAUGAACAUGAACAGAAUGUGGAGGUCUACCAAGUUGGACAUCAAAUAUACUAUAGGACAACCAAGACACUUUCCCCAGACACAGAGCUACUGGUAUGGUAUAGCAGCAGACACCAACUAUAUUUAGGUAUACCUGCCCCAGCUGACAGCACGCUGCAGGAUGAUACGCCAAGGUCUACAGAAGAUACAGAAGACAAUGUGGGGAGAAUGCGCUGUGUAGUAUGCAGACGUGGCUUUAACUCUAGGAGUAACUUACGCUCCCACAUGCGGAUACAUACCCAGGAGAAACCGUUCGUUUGUAGGUUUUGUCACAGAAGCUUCAGUCAGUCAUCGACACUUAGGAACCACGUCAGACUUCAUACAGGUGAGAAGCCGUACAGAUGCGUCGUAUGCAAGAGUGCUUACUCGCAGCUUGCCGGACUGAGGGCACACCAAAAGAGCGCUAAACACAGACCUACAUCAACUAUGUCAACGCAUAUGUAGAAGACAUAUAACCUAAGAACAGCAUGAGAAACCUUGUCAAAUAGAAAUAGGCCAACUAAAAAGCCGAAUGAGAGGAAUAACAUUUGAUCUAACUUUCCCUUUUAGCUGUUAAGUACAUGUAGCUUAAUGAGGAUUAUUUUGUCCUUCGAAUUUUAACCAGGGUUGACGGACGAUACGCUAUUCUACUAGACACACGAUUCACAGUCCGAAGCAAUCAUACUUUGAUAGUGAAUAUGAUAUAAGGGCUAUUACAUUGUAUGUUGCGUUCACCAGCCAUUAAAUAUCAAGACAAACCAAGACUACAUUAAGUCUAACAUACUCAAAAUAAAUGCGGACUCACCA